Klebsormidium nitens is the source of this 2127-nucleotide messenger RNA. The record is from the annotation of a GenBank genome assembly. NCBI's taxonomy places the organism in Eukaryota, Viridiplantae, Streptophyta, Klebsormidiophyceae, Klebsormidiales, Klebsormidiaceae.
GUCACAUUCCACCAAUUAUGGCUGCGGCCCCUGGAAAUAUUAUGGUGGUGGAGGGCAGGUUCAGCAUGGCCGCAUUGCAGCAGAAGCACACACCUUGUAAACAGCAUUGCAUUAAGAUGAUGACGUCCUGAAAGGGACAUACGGCGAAAUCAGCGGAAGGAAACCCCGCUCCGGUCGGGGGCUUUGAUGGAAGUAUGGUGAGACAGAUGGCUCCUAAGAAAGUCAAGCAGCGGGGGCAGACCGCAUGGAAGACAUCCACAAGCACCAAAGCAAGGAGGAAGUGUGUGGCACUUUUUAGUUGCCUUGCUCUUCUUCUGUGUUACUGUCCUUUCGAAGCCGGGGCAGCUCGUGAAUUCGCUGCCGCGCAGUCGCGGCUGAAGAGGAAUGUCACUAGCACUCAGCCGUUCUUAGUGCCCCUGCCCAAGGAGUACACUCGUGGCACAGAGAUCAUCGUUGUGAGCCCCUUGCUCCAGUUCUCCAGCAACUUUCCAGAGUCCCGAGUGCUGCGGACAGCGUUUGAUGCUUUCCAUCCGCUGAUCUUUGUGCAUCCAAUAAGGCCAGCAACCGACCCCACGCUGCAAGUGCUCCUCGAGGUGGAGGUCUCGGUGCUGAGCAGGAACGAGGAGCUCCAAUUUGGCGUUGAUGAGUCAUAUGAGAUAGAAGUGCCGGCUGACGGGUCAAAAGCUAUCAUCAGAGGCAAAACAGUCUUUGGGGCUCGCCAUGGUAUUGAGACUUUCAGCCAGUUGUGCGUGUACGAUUACGGCCUCCGGGCAGUCAAAAUCGAAAACGCUCCGUGGCGGAUCUUCGACGAACCACGCUUCCCACACCGGGGCAUUUUGAUAGAUACUGCCCGGCACUGGCAGCCAGUCAAGGUGCUGAAGGCCCUGAUAGAUUCCUUCUCCUACGCGAAGAUUAACGUCAUCCAUUGGCAUCUAGUGGACAUGCAAUCCUUUCCGAUUGAGAUCCCGUCUUUCCCAAGGCUGUGGGACGGAGCGUGGAGCGAAUUCGAGCGGUACACCACACGCGACAUGCAGGACAUUGUAGAGUAUUCGCGGCUCCGCGGAAUAAACAUCAUGCCCGAGAUCGACGUCCCGGGUCAUGCCGAGAGCUGGGGGGUGGGUUACCCCCAGCUGUGGCCCCACCCGGACUGCCGGCAACCGCUGGACAUGAGCACUGAUUUCACCUGGGAGGUCAUCAGGGGGAUCAUCGAUGACCUCCUCAAGAUCUUUCCGUACAAGUACUUUCAUGCGGGAGGGGACGAAGUAAACGUAGACUGCUGGUCGCAAGUGCCGCGGACGAAGCGUUGGUUGGACGCCCACAAUCGGACGGGGAUGCAGGCGUAUGCGGACUUCGUGGUCCGGACACAGGAGAUGCUGCUGGAACGAGGGAGGGACCCCGUCAACUGGGAAGAGCCGUUUGACUCGUUCCCCGAGCGGCUUAAUAAGAACGGGGUCGUCCACGUAUGGCUCGAUAAUCCGCAGACGAUUAGUCAGGCGACCCAACACGGCUUCCCCGUGAUUGUCGCCAACACGGCCGGCUCGUAUCUGGAUCAUCUCGACAUCGUAUGGCGGUCCAUUUACAUGAACGAUCCCUACAAGGGGAUCAAGCGCGAGGCGCAGCGGCGCCUGGUGAUCGGGGGGGAGAACUGCAUGUGGGGCGAGGACAUUGACGCGUCCGACCUGGAACAGACCAUCUGGCCCAGGGCCGCCGCGUUCGCGGAGCGUUAUUGGAGCCCGGUGAACCACACAGAAGGCUACCAAAACGUGGAGCGCUUCCUGCCGCGGUACCACUACUUCCGGUGCCUGCUGAACCAGCGAGGGGUGCGGGCGGCACCGGCGGCGAACCACCUGGCGCGGAAGAAUCCGGACGGGCCAGGAAGCUGCUACGAGCAACGAUAGCAUAUAAGUGUCCGGCAUAGCAGACAGUCCUAAUAUCUGCCCGGGUUUGGGAGAGAAGCAGUUCGACGCUUGACGGUGGCCAGAAGUUGCGCAGCACUCUUAGUACCAUCCGUGGAAGUUGCGAAUACGUCAUGGAACACUGCAAAGAGAACGCGACACUUCGGUCAAGGUUGAUUACCAAAGGAAAUCGGCACGCAUACACCUUGUUCAACGCAUACCCGAUCGUCGA